Messenger RNA from Daucus carota subsp. sativus, 1821 nucleotides. RefSeq lists its product as uncharacterized. Lineage: Eukaryota; Viridiplantae; Streptophyta; Magnoliopsida; Apiales; Apiaceae. The transcript has 2 exons. The record is from RefSeq and is a predicted model, not a curated record. The coding region runs from base 1 to 1821 and encodes 606 amino acids.
AUGGACGAGCAGAUCAAAGAUCAAUUUCGUUCCAUUAAUGAUCAUUUUAUCUCGAUCGAUCAUCGAAUUUCUGCAAACGAAUCUCGAUUUGAUGGAAAAUUGGAGGAGAUUUUGCAGAUGAUGCGAAAUCUUAAAGAGGUUGGAACUGGCAGCAACGCAAAUAGGAGUGAAUCUCUGGUGACACCUCCUGGAGGUAAUGUCAAAACCCUAAGUUUCACACCUAAGGUUGAAUUUCCUAGAUUUGAUGGAACUGGACCUAAAAACUGGGUGAAAAAAUGUGCUAAAUACUUUUCACUCUGUAAGAUUCCUGAAGAUCAACGAGUAGAUCUUGCCAGUUUGUAUAUGUUUGAUAAGGCUGAAGUUUGGAUUUCUAACUACUUAACUACUCGUAAACAAGUUGAUUGGGGAGAGUUUGUAAUUGAUUUGAGUGCCAGAUUCAAGGAUGAUAUUAGUCAUGAUAUAGUAGAGCAAUUCAAUAAGCUUCAGCAGUAUACUACUUUAGAAGAGUAUAUUGAUGACUUUGAAAAUUUGCGUUCACUACUGUUACAGAGUAAUCAUACUUUACCUGAGACAUAUGUGCUUGAGAGUUUUAUUGGAGGUUUGAAACCUGCUGUUAAACCGUUUGUGAGAGCCUUUAAGCCUGUGUCAGUGGCUGAUGCAAUUUUAUAUGCCAGACUACAGGAAGAAUCCUUGAGUAAUACUCACAAAACAGCAAAACUUCCUAUGUCCCCUACUAUUAAGCCAAUAUCACAAGGAUUUACUAAGGAAAAUCCAAAACCAUUUAAGUUCAUUCCUGCUGAGGUUAGGGCUGAGAAAAUGGCUAAAGGAUUGUGUUACUACUGUGAUAAGAAAUAUGAAAGGGGACAUAAAUGUCAAUUUAAAGAAGCUCAGUUAUUCACUGUGGAAAUUCCUUGUGAUACUACAACAGUUAUUACAGAAGAAGAAGUAGAAGGAAUGGUGCAAGAGGAGUUUUCUGAUGAGCCUUGCAUUUCUGUUAAUGCUUUAAUGGGGAGCAACACUUUUAAUACUAUGAGAGUUCAAGGUUGGGUGCAAGGGAAACCUAUUCAUAUAUUGAUUGACUCUGGAAGUACUCACAAUUUCUUGGAUAUAAAAACAGCACAGCAACUAGGUUGUAGGAAGGAAAGUAUUGGUCUGCAGGCUAUCACAGUAGCAGAUGGAAAUCAUAUAGCUUGUCAACAUGUUGUAAAAAAUUUUGGUUGGAAGUUAGGAGGAAAAUUUUUCAAUGCAGAAGCAAUGUUGAUUGAGUUGGGUAGUUGUGAUAUGGUAUUGGGAAUUCAAUGGCUUAGCACUUUAGGGAAUAUUAAUUGGGACUUCAAAAAAUUGAUUAUGGAGUUUGUAAUUGAGGGACAGAAGGUGAAGCUUAAGGGUAUAGCUUCUCAAAAAUUAAAGGUGCUAAAAGGUCAACCUUCUCUCAAACUGUUGCAGAAUAGUACUCAACUGUGUUUGUUACAGUUAAGACAAGUUGGUGUAUCAAGCAAUGAAUUGUGUCAGCUGGAAAAAUCUCAAGAAACUUCCAUACCUGACAAUACAAAUGCAGACAUUCAUACCAAAUUAAGAGAGCUGAAGGAACAGUACCAUGAUAUAUUCAAAGAACCAGAUCAGUUGCCUCCAGUAAGAGGAUUAUUUGAUCAUAGAAUACCUUUAGGGGUAGGUUCUAAUCCUGUCAGUAUCAGGCCUUACAGGUAUCCUCUAAAACAAAGAGACAUCAUAGAAAAUAUUAUUGAGGAAAUGUUGCAGAAGGGCAUAAUUCAGCAGAGUGCAUCUCCUUUUGCCUCUCCUGUGGUAUUAGUUGGAAAAUAA